AUGUCUUCCAUCAGAAACGAACCCAUCGCCAUUAUUGGCAUGGCAUGCCGUUUUCCCGGAGGUGUAAAUUCACCAUCCAAGCUGUGGGAGCUCCUGGAAAAGCCAAGCGAUGUUGCCCAAGACAUACCACCAUCACGCUUUAAUACCGAUCGCUUCUACCACAAAGUUGGCAGUCACCAUGGAACGACCAAUGUUCGUCAAGCAUAUCUUUUGUCGGAAGACGUCCGUGAAUUCGAUGCCAGAUUUUUCUCUAUUCCCCCGGGCGAGGCAGAGGCUAUUGAUCCACAGCAAAGACUUCUUCUGGAAGUCACAUAUGAGGCUAUCGAAACCUCGGGUCACACGCUGAGUGAUCUUUCUGGGUCAGACGCCGGGGUUUUUGUCGGCUUGAUGUCCCAGGACUACUUUGCGCUCAACGGCCAGGACGUGAACUCGAUUCCCACAUUUGCUGCCUCCGGCACUGCUGCUAGCAAUGCCUCUAGUCGACUGUCUUACUUCUUUAACUGGCAUGGGCCUUCAAUGACGAUCGAUACUGCUUGCUCUUCCAGUAUGGUCGCCGUGAGCGAAGCAGUGCAGACUCUCCGGAAUGGCACCAGCCGUGUUGCUAUUGCUUGUGGAACAAAUCUUUGUUUGUCUGCCUCGACAUUCAUUACCUUGAGCAAGCUUAGUAUGUUAUCACCGACAUCCAGAUGCCGCAUGUGGGACAUUGAUGCCGACGGAUACGCACGAGGCGAGGGUGUUGCAUGCAUUGUCUUGAAGACUCUGAGUGCAGCCAUUGAAGAUGGUGAUAAUAUUGAGUGUGUGAUCAGAGAAGUUGGCGUGAACCACGAUGGCCGGACCAAAAGAUUGACCAUGCCAAGUGCUGCAGCUCAAGCAUCCCUGAUUCAGAACACGUAUGCUAGGGCCGGAUUAGAUCCGACCAGUGUGGCUGAUCGAUGUCAGUAUUUUGAAGCUCAUGGCACAGGAACCAAAGCUGGUGAUCCUCAAGAGGCCGAGGCCCUUAUGAAAGCAUUCUUCCCAAACUCUGAUUCUGAGGGAGAGCUCCUCGUCGGUUCCAUCAAGACUGUCGUGGGUCACACCGAGGGCACGGCAGGACUAGCGGGACUUUUAAAGGCUUGCCUGGCGCUUCAGAACGCAACAGUUCCCCCGAAUCUGUUAUUCAAUCGCUUGAAUCCUGACCUUGAACCCUUCACAAAACACCUUCGCAUUCCCACGGCCAGCCAGCCUUGGCUUGAACUGCCAGAAGGCGUACCGCGAAGAGCCAGUGUCAACAGCUUUGGGUUCGGAGGUACCAAUGCUCACUGCAUUCUCGAAACAUAUACACCAAAGCUCAGCGAUUCAUCAUCUACAGUAGGGUCGAGCCAGCUAAAAACAUGCUGUAUUCCGGUUGUAUUCUCCGCGGCAUCUGAUAGCUCGCUUCUGAGGCUAUUGCAGUCGACACUUGAAUUUCUGGAUCGCCAUGCAGUCGUCGAUAUGUCUGAUCUAGCGUACAGUCUCAGCACCAGACGCUCCCCUCUAAACAGGAGGCUCGCCUUGUCUGCUGCUUCCGUGAAUGACCUCCGGCGGAUAAUCGGCACUCUACUUGAGGAAAAGUCAGAAAAUGAAUCCCUUUCGCCUUUCAUUUCAGCUGCCCCCGGAACGGCUUCGCUGUUGGGUGUUUUCACCGGCCAGGGUGCUCAGUGGAAGGGUAUGGGAGCACAGCUUAUAUCAUCAAUUCCGAUGGUGCGAGGAAUUCUCGAGGAAUUGAAUGUAUCGCUGGCAACCUUACCUUCCUACCACCGACCGGCCUGGGAUCUGAUCGAACUGCUUACCGAUAGCACGACACCGGUCGAGGAAGCUACCUUUUCCCAACCUCUGUGCACAGCUGUACAAAUCGUUCUUGUUGACCUCCUUCGAGCUGCGAGAGUAAAGCUUCAAGCAGUUGUCGGUCACUCGUCGGGAGAGAUUGCUGCAGCCUAUGCUGCAGGAUUUCUUAGUGCACGAGAUGCCAUUUGUGUUGCGUACUACAGGGGAUUUUAUGCCAAAUUGGCCGCAGGUCCUUCUGGAGAAAAAGGGGCCAUGCUGGCUGCUGGGACUUCAUUUGAGGAUGCCAGCGAGCUUUGCCAGCUUGACGAUUUUGUUGGCAGACUCUGCGUGGCCGCUCAUAACUCUCCAACUAGCGUGACUCUGUCGGGUGAUAUCACCGCCAUAUCCGCGGCCCAGAGCGUCUUCGAAGAGGAAGAGAAGUUUGCAAGAGUUCUGAAGGUCGACACUGCAUACCAUUCGCCCCACAUGGUAACAUGCGCUACAUCCUAUUUAACCGCGCUAGAAGAAUGCAACAUCCAAGUUCUGCUCCCCAAAUCAGAUGCUCCACAGUGGUUCAGCAGUGUCCGAGAUGGAAAGGCUGUGGACAGCUCAGAAAAGCUCGAUGGGCAAUAUUGGAUCGAUAACAUGAUUCAGCCCGUCCUAUUUUCCCCGGCCAUCCAAACCUGCGUCACGUCUGUCGCCGGACCCAUCAACUGUGCUUUAGAGAUCGGCCCGCACCCUGCGUUGCAAGGCCCUGCGAAAGACUCGAUUCUUGCCGCGGUCAACCGAGACAUCCCAUAUAAAGGCACGCUAAAUCGUGGGAAGAACUGUAUGAUGUCAUUUUCUGAUGCCCUCGGAUUCAUUUGGGCUCAUUAUGGCUCUGCCGCCGUUCAACUUGGGGCCUUCCAGCAGACAUGUCAUCCUGGUACUCGAUCUACGAUGAUUCGAGGCCUCCCGACCUACCCAUGGACGCACGAUAGAUGUUAUUCUGCUGAGUCAAGGCUUGUGAAGACUUUCCACAGCCACCCUGUACCCUUUCACGAUCUGCUUGGUAUCCAAACGGCAGAUGGAGCAACGGAAGAAUGGAGAUGGCGAAACUUGUUGAACAUGAAUGAACUGAGAUGGCUCUCAGGGCAUUCACUUCAGGGUCAGGUUGUCUUCCCUGCAACAGCCUACAUAUGUCUUGCCAUGGAAGCGGCAAUGCAGCUAGCUCAGGGCAAACCGGUGCAGGCAAUUGAUCUCUUUGACUUAGAAAUCCGCAAAGCUAUAGCAAUCCACGACUCCACCGGGACAGAGCUUCUCGUAUCCAUGACGAAGGUGUCUACCCUUGACACAGAACCCGAGGAAAUAACAGCUGACUUCGCUGCCUAUUCAACAAUAAGCAAAGAUUCAAAUAAUCUGGCACUGAACUGCUGCGGUCAUGUGCGUGUGCUUUUAGGAGGGGGUUCAAAAUUUCAAUUCUCGCCACGGCAACCUCCGCUUGGGAAACUGACGGCAGUAGACGUCGACAGCUUCUAUAAGAUCCUCAGAGAAGACUUUGGUUUCGGGUAUGACGGCCCUUUCCGCGCCCUCGAAAGGGUGUAUCGCAAGUCAGGGUUUGCAACUGGAACAAUCCGCUGCGAGGGAUUUGAUGAUUCCGAGACACAUCUCUUAUUCCAUCCGGGUAUGCUUGACAGUGCUUUGCAAGGCCUUAACGCGGCACAUAGCGCCCCUGGAGAUGGUCGUCUCUGGUCUAUAGUAGCACCCACCUUCUGUCGCCGGGUUUCGAUAAUCCCAGCCCUUUGCGGCAAAAACAUGACAGAAAAUGUCGAGAUUGACUGCACUAUAACGGAUCCUCGUGAUGUGUACGUCACUGGUGAUGUUGAGGUGUUUUCGGAAGACUACAAAGAGAAGAUAAUUGAGGUGGAAGGUCUCACCUUCUCACCGUUCGCAGGAGCGACUAUUGAGAACGAUCGGUGUCUCUUCCAGGAGUCUUUCUUGUGUGUUUAUAAUCCGGACGCGGACAUCAUAUUUGGGGAUAGACAAGCAACACCUCAGGAAAGCCAGAAAGCUCUUGAUGCCGAGCGAGCCGCAUUCUACUAUCUCAAAACUUUUCAUCUUUCGGUAGAUCCGGAAACGCGCGAAAGCCUCCCUUGGUAUCGGCAGGCACUGCUGAAGAACGCUGAGAGACUUUUUCAGAUUGUGAAAGAUGGGAAGCAUCCGUUUGCUCCGCAAUCCUGGGUGCAUGAUACCCGCGAGGAAGUGCUUAGAAUGAUGGACGGCUAUCCGAGAACAGAUGCCGAUUUCAACUUGACGAAAGCUGUUGGUGAAAACCUCCUUCUACCCUCGGUGCUCGUGGGAGAGACUAGCAUUCUACAGUACAUGACAAAGGAUAACUACCUUGAACAGUACUAUACUGACGCCAUUGGAUUUGAGCUGCUCAACUCCUUGAUUGCUGGGGUUAUUGAACAGCUUUGCUUGAAAUUUCCUCGGAUGAAAUUUCUCGAAGUGGGUGCUGGAACAGGCGGUGCCACCAAAGCUAUCCUGGAGAGGAUUGCAUACGCUUUUUCGUCCUACACCUAUACCGAUAUAUCUAGUGCCUUUUUUGGCCAUGCUGCCAAACGCUUUCAUCAAUAUAUCAACAAGAUGGUGUUCAAAACUUUGGACAUUACAAAGGACCCCAUUCAACAGGAUUUCUCCCCGCAAGGUUUCGACGUUAUCAUUGCUUCGAAUGUCUUGCACGUGACCAUGUCCCUAAGAGCGGCUCUUCAGCAUGUGAGACAACUUUUGCGGCCUGGAGGCUACCUUGUCAUGGUUGAGAUUAUUCGCAAUGAUGUGAUGCGCCAUGGUCUUGUCAUGGGUGGCCUUCCAGGUUGGUGGGUGGGCGAGAAUGAUGGUCGUCACUGGGGUCCCAGUAUCACUCUCGAGGAGUGGGACAGCAUUCUCCGAGAAACUGGCUUCUGUGGCAUUGAGACCAACUCGCCCAUGCGGGAUCCCGUCGGCGUUCCCGGAUCCAUCAUUGUUGCUCGGGCACAAAAUGAUCAGGUUACUCGGCUGACCAGACCACUCAGCUCCAAGGCAAGUAGAGAAGGCCCUUCGCUACUGGUUCUUGGCGGCAGAGACCCCCUGGUGUCGCCUUUCAGGGACCAGUUAUGUCUCACGUUGAGGCCACAUUUUGCAGAUGUCGUCAAAUUGGAUCAUCUAGGCAAUCUGUCACAACUACCUGCGAGCUUCCACGUUCUCAGUCUCACUGAAUGUGAUACAGGAUUUUUCAAGGAUAUGGAGGAGUCUGUCUUUGAAAAUUUCAAAAGCGUGAUAGGCUCUGCAGCUAGCGUGCUCUGGCUGCUUCGGGGACGUCGAUCGGACAAUCAUCAUGCUGGGACAACCCUCGGUUUGUUUCGAACGCUCUUCUAUGAGGUGCCUGGCACAUUGUUGCAGACUUUGGAUAUCGACCAAAUAAAGAUGAGUGACUGCUCAUGCGUUGCCGAGCUGAUGUUACAGCUCAGACUUCAGGCGGAAUUGACCAGACAUGGCGAGUUGGAUCAGAUACUAUGGGAGUUUGAGCCGGAAUUAGUCCUCGAUGGGGGCCAACUUUAUAUUCCCAGGGUCCGUCCCCAUGAUGACCAAAACAAUCGCUACAACUCGUCCAAGAGAACAAUUAUCCACGACGUGGAUAUAGAAACGACUCCUCUGGUUCUGGAUUGGGUCGACAACUCGUAUAUGCUCAGGGAGCAUCAUGUCAUCGUGCCACAAAUAGAUGGUCUGCUUACGAUCAGGGUGUCCUGCUCCUUCUUGUCGGCAAUCAAGACACCCGUGGGAUAUGCAUUCAUCAGUCUUGGAGAAGAUGUGGAGACAGGGAACAAAACGCUUUGUUUCACGAACUGUAACGGAUCCAUUGUGAAAGUCGCGCAGUCUUGGACAAUACCUAUCGAUGAGGUCGAGGUUGAUGGACAGUUUAUGUCUUUCGUCAUUGCUGAUCUCACAGUCCAAUGGGUUUUGCAGAUGUUACCACCCACAGGUACUUUGGUGGCAUACGAACCGGACCCGGUUGCGGCGUCACUGCUUUCUCAUGAAUUGAGCAAACUAGGCCGGAAAAUUCUUUUCAUCACUUCGAGUCCCGAUGUGAGUGGUCGAAGUUGGGUAUAUCUUCAUCCCCGCAGCACCGAAAGAGCCAUACAGGCUCUUUUACCAGCGGACGUUACCCUGUUCAUCGAUGCUUCUGGAGUCGAGUCCAAAUAUCAAGGCCUAGGAUCAAAGAUUGCUGCCUCACUGUCACCCGUUUGCAACAAGAUCCGGAUGUCUAGCCUAACUGCAUCAGAAGCAUCUAUUCUUCCAAACGAAGCCCCUGAGUCCAUCACAAACCUGCUCCAUCGCGUUGCUUCCUUUGCUAGUUCAUUGUCAUCCGUACAGGCAACUCCGGAAGGUGCACCACUUGAGAUUCUGUCACUGAAACGGGUGGUCGCACCAUCCAUGGUGCCAAACUUUAGGUCGCUUGUUUACUGGCGAGAAGACCGAUAUGUUCCGGUCUCCUUCGAGCCCGUCAGCCAACGUCAAGAUCUGUUCCAGCCCAAUCGCACCUAUUGGCUUGCUGGUCUUGCUGGAGACACAGGACGGUCCCUGGCCGACUUCAUGAUUGCCCAUAACGCGCGAAGCAUUGUUCUAAGCAGUCGUGCACCCGAGGUGGAUGAAAGCUGGGAGCAAUGGCACAAGUCGAGGGGUGCAACUGUGCAAUAUUUUUCAGGGGAUAUCACCGACUUUGAAUCCGUCAAGCAGAUGUAUCAUGAGAUAAAUGAGUCCAUGCCUCAGAUUGCAGGCGUUGCGAACGGUGCCAUGAUGAGCUUCGAUGAUUUUCAAGCGGUCCUACGUCCGAAGAUCCAGGGUACCAUCAAUCUCGACAAGCUUUUCUCGGAUCCUGCCAGGCCUCUCGACUGGUUUAUUGGAUUCAGUUCCAUUGCGGCAACCGUUGGCAAUCCCGGGCAAUCAGCCUACACUGCUGGGAACUGCUUCAUCAAGGCGCUUGUCAAUCGCCGACGCAAGCAAGGUUUGGCAGGUUCCUCAAUCGAUAUCACUCGGUUGGUGGGUCUGGGAUUUAUUGAGCGUGAGAGCCAUGGUCGCCUGACAAAGGAGCACCAAGAGCGGUUAACCACCAGAUCCGGCACCAUUGCUAUGAGUGAGAAUGAUCUGCAUCAAUUGUUUGCCGAAGCAAUACUGUCUGGGCGCCCUGCCUCGGGCCUUAAUCCAGAGAUCAUCACUGGUCUCGCCCCAAUCACAGUUGACCAAUCCAGAGAUGCAUAUUGGAAAACGAAUACAAGGUUAACAUUACUUAUCAGGGAAAUAGGACAUGGCACUACGCAAGAUGGGGACAAGGGCAACGCUAUUCCGGUCAGGCAGCUAUUAGAGGCAGCUAAGACCAUGGACGAUGCGUUCAAGGUGCUUUCAAAUGCCUUCAAAUUGAAGUUACAAGCAUUGAAAUUUCUCUCAGACACCGAUAGCCUGUACGACACGACCCCUCUCGUCGAUAUGGGUGUCGAUAGUCUGGUGGCUGUGGAGAUGCGAUCCUGGUUUUUGAAGGAACUUGCUGUGGAUGUGCCCGUGAUGAAGAUUCUCGGUGGUGCCUCCAUCAGCGAUCUGGUGGAGGUCGUCGUGCAGAAACUUCCCCAAGAGUUAAUGAGUCGCCUGGAUUCCGAUUCGCAGCAGAAGAGCAGCAACGGGAAUACUCCAGUCAACGUCUGCGAAGGGGAUACCAAGGAGAAAUUACGGUUGAAACUCAAUAGCCCUGGUGCCAACGGUGUCAACGGUGUCGAGGGGUCUAAGGAAGUCAAUGAGGUCAACAGUAUGGAGAUCGCCGAUGAAAAUCAGGAGCACCAAAGCUCUGGCCACAUGGCGCCAGUCAUCAUCAGUAAAAGCACUGUUGUCUAA
This is a messenger RNA of Aspergillus clavatus NRRL 1, 7680 nucleotides long. RefSeq names its product putative polyketide synthase. The transcript is spliced from 7 exons. The record is from RefSeq and is a predicted model, not a curated record. NCBI's taxonomy places the organism in Eukaryota, Fungi, Ascomycota, Eurotiomycetes, Eurotiales, Aspergillaceae. The coding region runs from base 1 to 7680 and encodes 2559 amino acids. Gene Ontology annotation, biological process: secondary metabolite biosynthetic process; fatty acid biosynthetic process. Gene Ontology annotation, molecular function: phosphopantetheine binding; fatty acid synthase activity; 3-oxoacyl-[acyl-carrier-protein] synthase activity.